AUGGGCUUGUUACAUUUCCCACCCAAAGACGCUGAGUUGCCGUUUCAGGUCGACUUGGAAUCUUUCAAUUUUUCAGAUCACGUGGACGUGUUUAAGGGAACCUUCCCCGACGGUGGAGUCUACCGUUUGGUGCGAGGUGAAGCAGGCACCAUCCGUGUGUCGUACGGAUCCGUCGAGUUGGUCCCAAAAGUUUUCGAAUCAUACGGCCACAAAGACGUCUACGUCGAAUAUUUUGUGCGCGGCGACGAACGUGUGAUCCGGUUGUUUGCCUUCAUCGACCGCCAUGGCCACCCCGCUGGGUACCGAACCAAGACGUUCCUCGUCAACAGCAACGGGCCGGUGGAGUGCGACGACCACGCGGUAGAGAGCUUUGCCUGCGGACCUAUUUCUUUGGACCUGAACAUAACUCCCAACACACCCAUGCAUCCGUUUGUGGAGCGCAAGCUGCUGCUGGACAAUGGACUUUUCGGCUUCGUGUACACGCUGGCGCGUAAGCACCGAGGCUUCGAAAUAUACCCGUGGCGCAACUACUUCAAGCACCCAUACAAGAUAGGUUCAGUCUAUUACACACUGUUCACCGACGAGGGUGUGGUACCCGGUACGCAGCCCCUGGAAGCAGACUCCUACCUCGUGAGGGCCUUCAUAAGCGACGAUCACAUCGAAGUGCACGUGCUGAAGCCAAAAUCGGUGAAAACGUUUAACAUUCACCCAGUUCGCAGUGCAGAAUAG
This is a messenger RNA of Babesia bigemina, 729 nucleotides long. RefSeq lists its product as hypothetical. The transcript has a single exon. The record is from RefSeq and is a predicted model, not a curated record. NCBI's taxonomy places the organism in Eukaryota, Apicomplexa, Aconoidasida, Piroplasmida, Babesiidae. The coding region runs from base 1 to 729 and encodes 242 amino acids.